UCGAUCCUCGCUGGAGGUUACCACCACCCUCUUUUGCGAACUUAUCAGUCUCGAGGCAGGACCUUGAGCAAGGACAUGCUCAUGUACCCCAUCUUUAUCACCGACGACCCGGACGCCGAGAUCGAGAUUAAGUCACUGCCGGGUCAGAAACGAUGGGGAAUCAACAAGCUCGAGGGGUUCUUGAGACCGUUAGUGGAGAAGGGUUUGAGGAGCGUCAUCUUGUUUGGUGUUCCUGUCGAGCUGGAAAAGGACGAAUGUGGGACACACGCCGACUCUGAUGUGACCCCCGUCGUACAAGCUCUCAAACUCCUCACCAAGCUAUUCCCCAAGCUGCUCCUCGCUGCUGACGUCUGCUUGUGCGAGUACACCAACCACGGUCAUUGCGGCAGCAAACCCGAUGUCUUUACUCCCAUUCCCAACCACGCCAACGGGGCACCGCACCUCGACCCUUCGGCCUCGGCGAAACGAAUCGGUGAAGUCGCUCUCGCCUAUGCCAAGGCUGGAGCCCAUCUCGUCGCUCCGAGCGAUAUGAUGGACGGGAGGAUCAAGUCAAUCAAGACGAUGUUGAUCGAACAUGGGUAUGCGAACAGGUGUGGUGUAAUGAGCUAUUCGGCCAAGUUUGCGAGUGGACUUUAUGGGCCGUUCAGAGAGGCUGCUGGCAGUGCUCCUAUGGCUGGAGACCGAAAAUGCUACCAGCUCCCGCCUUUCGCCAAGGGUCUGGCCCGACGAGCCAUCAACCGAGACGUCCUCGAAGGCGCCGACAUCCUCAUGGUCAAACCCGGUCUUCCCUACCUCGACAUCAUCCAGGACUGCGCGACCUUGCAACCGGACCACCCUACCGCCGUCUACCAAGUCUCUGGCGAAUUCGCCAUGAUCCACGCCGGGGCGGAAAAGGGCGUCUAUGAUCUGAGGUUGAUGGCCGAGGAGACGGUGGGGAGCUUCUUGAGAGCUGGCGCGAGCAUCAUCUUGACCUACUUUACCCCGGACUUUUUGGACUGGUUGGACCAGGAGCCUUUGCCGAAUUAG
Molecule: messenger RNA, 1026 nt
Organism: Filobasidium floriforme
Lineage: Eukaryota; Fungi; Basidiomycota; Tremellomycetes; Filobasidiales; Filobasidiaceae
Product: porphobilinogen synthase
Exons: 5
Biological process (GO): heme biosynthetic process
Cellular component (GO): cytosol
Molecular function (GO): porphobilinogen synthase activity; zinc ion binding
Source: RefSeq, a predicted model, not a curated record